AUGGUGAGCAGCAGACACAUUCAUUGGGCCGAAGGAGGCGUUUCCAACUUCGAUGCAUACUUGCCUACCGCCCUAGUAGUACAUAUCUCCCUCACGAAGACGCUAUUGGAGAAGCAUGGCGAGACCAUUGUGGCGUAUGCCGGCUCGACGCGUCACAUAACGGACCUCCUGGAACUCACUGCCCAGGGCAGCGGACGUUUUCCCACACUAAAGCUGGACGAGGUGCUCGCACUGCCGGAGAUGAGGGACGGCGAGGGUGUCAUGUCGGACUACACGGUGGCGGGGUGGAGGCCCGCUGACGCGCUCCUGAAGCGCUUCGGCGGUGUCUGCUGGGUCAUAGAAAUGGACCACCUCGGCGUGCCGUUCUGUCGGGCCUACGCCGACGGUUUGCAGCGCGGCAAGGCCCGCUGCAGUGACUUUUUGCUUGGACUCGAUGAAGUUAUUGGCUGCGGCAAGCGCCACACGACGGCCGGCGAGGCCUUGGCUACGCUUGACCAGCACAGAGUCGACCCUGCUGACUACAAAUGCUACGUCGACAUACGAUAG
Molecule: messenger RNA, 546 nt
Organism: Colletotrichum spaethianum
Lineage: Eukaryota; Fungi; Ascomycota; Sordariomycetes; Glomerellales; Glomerellaceae
Exons: 2
Coding region: 1-546 (181 amino acids)
Source: RefSeq, a predicted model, not a curated record